Messenger RNA from Didymodactylos carnosus, 1533 nucleotides. NCBI's taxonomy places the organism in Eukaryota, Metazoa, Rotifera, Eurotatoria, Philodinida, Philodinidae. The record is from the annotation of a GenBank genome assembly.
AUGAUCAAAGACGAUAUAUUAGAAAAUGAUGAGAAUGAUCUAGAACAUGAUGUUAUAGAAAAUUCGACAAGACAUCAACCGCCUAUGGUUGAUGUACUAUCAAUUGAUAAUGAAUUAUCAACACCAAAAUAUCGUUUUAAAAAAAAUGAACAUUAUCUAUGCUACCAUGGUCUAUUACUCUAUGAAGCAAAAUGUAUUGAUCAGAGAAUGAAAGAUAAUUAUCGUCCAGAAUAUAAGCUACAUUAUUGUGGUUGGUCAACAAAUUGGGAUGAAUGGGUUGAUGAACAACGUUUAGUUAAAAUUGAUGAUGAUGGUCGAAAGAGACAACAACAAUUAUUAGCACAACAUGGAAAAGGUCGAGCACGAUUACAAAAUAAACGAACAGUUGCUGUCUAUCCAAAUGGUAAACGUACUAUUAGUCGUUCAAUAUCAUCAACUCAAACACAUAAUAAUAUUGAUUCAUCUCCAUCGUCGAUGAGUCCAACAAGAAUAACGGCAACAACAAAUGAUGAAAGAACACCAUCUUUAUCAAGUCGUACUGGUGGUGGUGAUGAUUAUUAUCAGUCAGAUACGGGUAGUAGUGAAGUGACAUCUAAAACAAGUGAUAUUGGUGUGGAAUCUAUUAAUGAACUUGAACAACCACCAACAAAAAAAUUUAAACGAACAAAAAAAAUCAAGAAUGAUAAAAAGUCAGAUAUUGAUACAUCAUCGUUAAAAUCUAUGUCAAAUGGUAUUCAUAAUCAUCUAAACGAUAUUAGUGAAGAACAACAACAAUCUUUUCGUUAUGGUACAUCAUUAUCGUGUGAUCUAUCAUUAGAAAAAAAUAAAUCACCAUCAUCCACGACAUCAUCGUCUCGUUAUGAACGUGGUCAGUCACUUGCCACUGUUAAUAAUCGAACAAACAAUAAUCAGUUUUCAAAACAAUUAAAAUUAUCAUCAAAUGAAUUAGCUAAUCAAUUAGUUCGACGUUAUUAUGAUUAUAAUAUUGAUUGGAUUAAAUUUCCCAUUGAACUUGUAGAAAUUUUGGUAAAUGAUCGUGAUCAUAUCACAGAACAAAAUCAUCUUGUUAUUAUACCACCAAGAAAAGAUUAUUUAAAUAUUAAACAAAUAUUUGAAGAUUAUUUACAAUUACAAAUAAAUGAGUGUACACUUGCACAAGUAGUGCAAAUUAAACAUUUUAUAACAUCUAUAAAAGAAAUGUUUAAUAUAGCACUUUCAAAAUCAUUACUAUAUAGAUUUGAACGUUUACAAUUGAAAGAAAUACUUGAAACUCAUCCAUCACCAAUACAAUUAUGCGAUAUAUACAGUUCAUUUCAUUUAUUAAGAUUUUUUUGGCGAAUUAAAGAUUAUUUACGUUUGAUGAUGCCAAAAUCUGGUGUUGGUGGUGAUGAUGAUGAAUAUUCAAUUUUAUUAGGACGUAUACAACAUUUUAUCUACUAUAUGGAAAAAAAUAGAGAAAAAUUAUUUGAUUACAAUGAAUAUGAUAUAAGUACAUCAGAAUAUUUGAGAAGUUUUUUAACCUAUUUUGAUUAG